AUGGAGGAAUAUACUGUUAACCAAGUGGCCGAGCACAACAAACCACACGACGCGUGGUUAAUAAUCCACGGCAACGUUUAUGAUGUCACUAAAUAUAUAAGAGAUCAUCCUGGUGGCGCAGACGUCUUGGUUGAGGCAGCUGGCCUUGACGCCAGUGAAGACUUUGACAAUGCUGGACACUCAGAAGAUGCAUUUGAGAUCAUGGAGGAUCUUUGCGUUGGCAAGGUCAAGGGCUUCGAGAAGAAGAAGCCCAAGCUGAAGCCACUCGCCCCUAUCACAACACCCAAGCCCGUCGCUGCAAAGUCUUCUUCCCUGUCAGUGUUGGCAAACAUCAGUUUUGUUCUCGCCGCGGGCGUCGGUGCAUACUAUUUUGGUCGUCGUCAAGAACUUGGUGUGCCGAACUGGGUGCUUGCUUCUUUGAGAAAUGACUCUACUGGCUCAAGCUUCAUCAAAGGCGUGAUCGUCGGGAGUGGAUCUCUUGCCAUCACAAACGCAGUACUUGCUCAGAGUUUCACUACUUCAGCUAUGAAGAGCAAGCCUUUCACAAGCUAUCCUGCGCACAUGAAGGUUCCAAAGCGAACUCAGCAAGACACCCUCCUCCAGAGAGGGCUGUUAGACCCUAUUGCCUAUUCUCCCCUCCCUCUGGUAAAAAAGACUAAAGUCACGCCAAACGUCCUUCGCUUGACCUUCAGUCUACCUACAGCCAGCACGGUGCUCGGCUUGCCUAUCGGGCAGCACGUCACAAUCAAGGCCGAUGUACAGGGAGAAACUGUCGCUCGUUCAUACACGCCUGUCUCAAACAACUCCGACCUUGGCAUCCUUGAGCUGGUUAUCAAAGUGUACCCAGACGGGAAGUUGACUAACAAUUAUCUAGCCCACCUUGAGAUUGGAGACGAGGUUCUUUUUCGAGGCCCCAAGGGAGCGAUGAAGUAUCAACCCAACAUUUGCAAGAAAAUUGGGUUGAUUGCUGGCGGCACGGGUAUCACACCCAUGUUCCAAGUCAUUCGCGCCGUCUGCGAGCAUGACCGUGACACGACAGAGAUUUCUCUGAUCUACGCAAAUAGGACAGAGCAGGAUAUUCUUUUGCGGGAGGAACUAGACAGGUUUGCCAGACGGUACCCAAAGAACUUCAAAGUGUAUUACGUAUUAGAUGAACCGCCUAGCGAUUGGGAGUAUGGCUCAGGCUAUAUCACGCAGGAAUUGAUGAAGGAGAAAAUGCCUGCUCCUAGUAUGGACUCCAAGGUAUUCUUAUGUGGUCCGCCAGGGAUGGUAAAUGCAUCUAAGAAGGGACUUGUUGACUUGGGCUAUCAGCAACCUGGAGCUUCGGCAAAGAUGUCGGAUCAGAUCUUUGUAUUUUAA
Fusarium pseudograminearum CS3096 is the source of this 1359-nucleotide messenger RNA. RefSeq lists its product as uncharacterized. NCBI's taxonomy places the organism in Eukaryota, Fungi, Ascomycota, Sordariomycetes, Hypocreales, Nectriaceae. The record is from RefSeq and is a predicted model, not a curated record. Gene Ontology annotation, molecular function: oxidoreductase activity; heme binding. The transcript is spliced from 2 exons. Gene Ontology annotation, cellular component: endoplasmic reticulum. The coding region runs from base 1 to 1359 and encodes 452 amino acids.